Molecule: messenger RNA, 2426 nt
Organism: Pseudophryne corroboree (corroboree frog)
Lineage: Eukaryota; Metazoa; Chordata; Amphibia; Anura; Myobatrachidae
Gene: UBE2R2
Product: ubiquitin conjugating enzyme E2 R2
Exons: 5
Coding region: 552-1268 (238 amino acids)
Biological process (GO): ubiquitin-dependent protein catabolic process; protein polyubiquitination
Molecular function (GO): ubiquitin conjugating enzyme activity
Source: RefSeq, a predicted model, not a curated record
CACCGCGUCCGUGACGUCACAAAAGGAACUGCUAGAGCCCCGCUCGGGUCCAGCUGGGAACUCGGAGAGAGGGAGUCAGUGACCCCCGGACCGCACACCCCGCACUCAGCACCUCACAGCCCGGCCUCCGCACCUAGCGCCCCGCAGCCCGACCGGAGCCACAGGCGUCCCGUCCCGGCACACAGGCAGGCCUGAGGGGGGCACCGAGGCCUUGUCCUUCUCCCGUCCCGGCACAGUGCCCGGAGAGGUGCCCAGGCUGGGAGUGCUGCGGGCCCCACUGACAGACUCGGCAGCACCUGGAGGCCCCUGGCAGAUCAGAGUGUGGGUCCACCCAGGGAGCCCCCCCAAUAUUACCCCAAGGAGACCCCAAGAGCUGACACUCACUGGCUGCUGGAGACCAGGGCCGCUGUGCCUGCAUUGCAGCAGGGUAUCCUGUGUUCCUGGGACCGCUGAUCCAGAGAGGCGCCCCCAUUAUCUGCGCUUUCCCCAGGUCCAGUACCGGAUCCCACAGCCCCCCUUCCCCCUCCCCUACCCCCCACCCCCCCCUCACCAUGGCCCAGCAGCAGAUGACCAGUUCGCAGAAGGCCCUCAUGCUGGAACUCAAGUCGCUGCAGGAAGAGCCAGUCGAGGGCUUCCGCAUCACGCUGGUGGACGAGAGCGACCUGUACAACUGGGAGGUGGCCAUCUUUGGGCCCCCCAAUACCCUCUACGAAGGGGGGUACUUCAAGGCUCACAUAAAGUUCCCCAUGGAUUACCCCUACUCUCCUCCGACUUUCCGGUUCCUCACCAAGAUGUGGCACCCCAAUAUUUAUGAGAAUGGGGAUGUUUGUAUCUCAAUCCUUCACCCACCUGUAGAUGACCCACAGAGCGGCGAGUUACCUUCAGAGAGGUGGAACCCAACACAGAAUGUCAGGACCAUCUUACUCAGCGUGAUUUCACUGCUGAACGAACCAAACACCUUCUCCCCGGCCAACGUAGACGCUUCAGUAAUGUUUAGGAAAUGGAGAGACAGUAAAGGCAAAGACAAGGAGUACGCAGAGAUAAUCAGGAAGCAAGUGUCUGCGACUAAGGCAGAAGCAGAGAAAGAUGGCGUGAAAGUUCCCACCACCCUGGCAGAAUACUGCAUUAAAACCAAAGUGCCUUCUAGUGAUAACAGCUCAGACUUGCUCUACGAUGACCUAUACGACGACGACAUAGACGACGAAGACGAGGAGGAAGAGGACGCCGACUGCUACGAUGACGACGACUCUGGUAACGAGGAGUCGUGAUGCUCUCGAGCCUGUGGUCUUUCCCUUCUCACGGCCUGACCCUUAGACCUUCCUGCGCUUUGACCCUCGGCCCUCCUCCUGCCCUCCUCCCCUGCUGACUCAGGCCACAGAUGGAGUAGUGUCUACCUAGCGGAUAUCCUGCCGCAGGAUACAGAGACCAGUCAGUUGCACACUUGUGGACUUUGCUCCAUUUUUUUUCAUUUUCUUUUUUUACACGGACCUGUCGCGGAGAUGCGAGGGACAGGAAGACAGCACCUCACGGAAUCUCUGAAGUUCUUGUAUGCGGCACUGAGCUACUUGUGUCUGCGCAAAACUGUUCUUUCUUUUACAGUUUAUUUCCUAGAAAUCGCUCUCCUGUUUAUAUUCCUUUAAGACGUAUUUGAAAAAGAGGAGAAAAAAAAAAAUAACACAAACUCAAACUGAAAGAGUAACUUUGGUAUUCAUUUAAAUUUAUACCCCACAGGGACGUUUUCAGCCAGAGAAGGUCCCCCUCUAAUUCCCGUCUAUCCUGAGGGGCGCUGGCUUUUUGGAUACAUUGCAAACUCCAAGCCCGCGAAAGGAGCGUUGGAGAAAUCGCUACAGGUUAACGCCAUGGUUUAGCGCCACGUUUUUUGCAGUAAUCCACGUGUGUACAAUGUUAUGUUUACCUCAGCCAAACCCCCCCACACCCCACCCCCUCAAGGUAUAAACCUGUGAUGAGGCUGCAAUCGCAACAUGGCGUCUCCUCGCAGCUGCGGGAACCGGAGUGCGCUCUUACUACUGCUGCUGAUUGGCUUUUUUUUUUUUUUCCUUUCGUUCUGUGAUGUCAUUAAAGGUUUGAAAAAUUAUAUAUAUAAAGCUAUAGAAGAAGCAAGAGUUUACAACAGAAAGAUGCGUUUUGGUCUGAGGCACGAAUCUAAACAGCGUUUGCUACAUCCAUUAGACUAUCGGAAAGAUGUCUGCGUGCAAGAGGUCAUUGCUUAGCACUGUGUUUUUUUGUGGUUUUUUUUCUUUGUUUUUGUUUCUUAUACUUUUAGCUUCUUUUUUUUUUUUUUAAUUUGUUUUGUAUUUCAGCACCCAUGUCAUCCCAACAGUUGCAGGGCUCUUGUGGUAUGUUUUUAUGUGGGUGUCUCACUGUUGUAAAGCGGAAGAGGACAAAUAAAGUAAAAUGUGAAAUUC